AUGAUAGUUGAAGAAUUUCCUACGGUGACAACUUUGGUUGUGGAUAGGACGCCUGGUGUUUUCUCUGGACCGACCUAUGCCUACCAAACAAAUUUAGAGACGCAGAUAGAUAGAUUAUUUAAAAAAAAGUCUGGAGCGCUUAGCAAAAAGUCUCAUUAUGAUACAGUCAGAUUCAAAGCUGCGUCCAUCAGCAAUGAAUCUCACUUAUUCAGAUCAAAUAUCAAAACGGAAAGGAAAUGUUGUGUAAUUCAUGAUGGGUGUGUCGAUUCAUUGUCAUUAUCUAGUGAGAUACCAGCCAGCAACGAUGAGGGUAGAGAACAUACAGAUUUUAAAAUGGACAAGGAAUGCGAAGGAUGCCCUAACUGA
This is a messenger RNA of Funneliformis geosporum, 366 nucleotides long. The record is from the annotation of a GenBank genome assembly. Lineage: Eukaryota; Fungi; Glomeromycota; Glomeromycetes; Glomerales; Glomeraceae.